This is a messenger RNA of Phyllotreta striolata, 194 nucleotides long. The record is from the annotation of a GenBank genome assembly. NCBI's taxonomy places the organism in Eukaryota, Metazoa, Arthropoda, Insecta, Coleoptera, Chrysomelidae.
UUAUUUUCGACAGGAUUUUGGUUUGGGAUUUUCUAGAGGAAUUUGCAUUUGUGUGGUAUUAGUGGUUUCAAUCGCUAGAUGUUUUUUGAAUAUAUUUUUUUUUAUUUUCGACAGGAUUUUGGUUUGGGAUUUCUAGAGGAAUUUUGCGUUCGUGUGGUUUUAAGGGUGUGUUAAAUGGCAAAAAUCCCAUCUAA